GGUCAUACAGACCAUAUCACCGCAAUCGAAUACUCCCCUGACGGCCGCCUCAUUGCGACCGCAUCUCUGGAUAACACGGUGCGUCUCUGGGGUCCCGUGACGGGACAGGCACUCCAGAGGAUCGACAUACCUGGGCAUACAGGAAAAAUCACUGCUAUCGAGUACUCUCCUGACGGCCGACUCAUCGCAACUGCAUCAGAGGAUGCCAGCGUGCGUCUCUGGGAUCCUCAAACGGGCCAACAACUCCAGAUGAUUGAGAUUCUAUGGCCAGCACACUCCCUUGCCUUCUCUCCCUCCGGCCUACACCUCGCUACUAUCUGCGCAGAAGGCACUCCGACGGACGCACCCGUUGGAAAGGUCAUGCUCUGGGAGAUAAAGGAGGAUGGCCAUACAGGGAAAAUCACUGCUAUCGAGUACUCUCCUAACGGCCGACUCAUCGCAACUGCAUCAGAGGAUGCCAGCGUGCGUCUCUGGGAUCCUCAUACGGGCCAACAAGUCCAGAUGAUCGAGACCCACUGGCCAGCACAUUCACUUGCCUUCUCUCCCUCCGGCCUGCAACUCGCUACUAUUUGCGCAGAAGGAACACUAGCAAAUGUCAUGGUAUGGGAGACGGAUGAGGAUGUCUUGCAUGCCUCGCUUAGGGGAAGCGAGGAUAGCGCCGCGAACCCUUGCUUCUCACAAGACGGGAAGUGGCUCAUCCACACCUCCGGCACGAAGCCUAUGUGUGCAUGGGAUACAUCUACAGGAAAACUGGUGUUAGGCCCCCUGAGGUCGAACUUCAGAGGAGAUACGGGGAUUACAGCAGCUGCCUGUUCUCCGGGCAAGGAUCGUAUCGCAUGCACUGGUUCCUCCAACCAUAUACACGUAUGGAAUACUAACACUCAGGAAAUUAAGAGACCGCUGACCACGCGAGCCGUGGUUCACUCUAUAGUGUGGUUCCCUGACGGACAACGGUUCAUCACCAGUAGCAAAGACGACGAUUAUAUCCGCACGUGGGAUGCGCAAACUGGAGAACAAGUCCGAAAGUACUUGUUCCGUGGAGACAAUAUCACCGCAAUCGAAUACUCCCCUGACGGCCGCCUCAUUGCGACCGCAUCUCUGGAUGACACAGUACGUCUCUGGGAUUCCGUCACGGGACAGGCACUCCAGAAGAUCGACAUACCUAGUCGACCCAUGUCCCUUGCAUUUUCCCCCACAAGUAGAAAGCUUGCCACGAUCUGCUACGGUACGACUGAGGGUACGACCGUGUUGGUCUGGGACGUAAGGGAGGACAGAUCAGGGACGACCUUUGUGCAGCACCCAUCCACAGUUCUGGAUGUCGCAUUUUCGCCCGACGGAGACCAGUUCGCGUCCAUCACCACAAACGACGGCAUCCUCGUCUGCAGUACUUCGUCGAUGGAUGUGAUUUCAAAGGUGUCCUAUACAGCGUCCGACCUGGAUGGCGCUAUUCACUCUAUCUCAUUUUCACCUGAUGGUCGA
Messenger RNA from Coniophora puteana RWD-64-598 SS2, 1479 nucleotides. Its product is annotated as tricorn protease domain 2-containing protein. Lineage: Eukaryota; Fungi; Basidiomycota; Agaricomycetes; Boletales; Coniophoraceae. The record is from RefSeq and is a predicted model, not a curated record. Gene Ontology annotation, molecular function: protein binding. The annotation marks the transcript as partial. The transcript is spliced from 7 exons.